AUGUCAAGAAACACGGAAAAGGCACAAUCGUCCUUGAAUAGAUUUCAAGCUUUGAAAAACAAGGAGGCUGGUAUCCUUGAGAGUAAUCCAAAUCUCAGGCCAAAAUAUGUUCAAUCUGUUGACUCAUUGCCUCAAGCAGAAAAAUGGAGAUCAACCAUCAUUGGUGAAAUAUCGGUAAAACUUACAAAGAUUCAAGACCCAGCACUAAAUGAAUACCAAAUACGGGAUGUUAAUGAUUCAUUAAAUAAAUUAUUCAAUGAAAAAAAGUCUUGGGAGUAUCAUAUUAAAAACCUUGGAGGUGCAGAUUACAUACAUUUCAAUAAAGAUUUUAACAAUGCAGGUAAGCUAAGUCAGUUAGAUUCCCAGGGAAGUCAUAUAAAAGGCUAUAGAUACUUUGGAAGAGCCAAGGAAUUACCAGAUGUAAAAGAAGUGCUAAUGAUGCAAGCGAAGAAAAGCCAGGCCAAUAAAUCGAAACGUACCAAAGAAUUGGAACAAAAUAGACUAUUGAACGAACAAGAGAAGAGAAUAACGGCCGAUUAUUAUGGAGUUUAUGACGAAAUUCAUGAUGGUAAUGAUGAUAUAAUCGACAGCAACGAAAGAGAUAUUAUAAAUCAAGUCAAUGAGGUGUUAGGAGAUGAAAUAAUAGUGCCACUUGAUGACAUAAACGAAAAUUAUAUAGCCAAAAGGGCACAGGGAGUAGACAAUCUCAUUGAAUUUGAAAAGAAUAGAGGCAAAAGAAUGUUCAGAAAACUCAAGAACAAUCAACAAAAUGGCAAUAAAGACUCAAGUGUUAUAACGAAUUUUGAAAAGGAAGUACCUACAACUGAUGAGGUUACCAAAUGGAUUGUGAAUAAAAAGAGAGCGGAGCUAAUCGCACGAUUAGGAAUAAAUAAGCCAUAA
This is a messenger RNA of Debaryomyces fabryi, 900 nucleotides long. It is a transcript of the gene ISY1, whose product is annotated as Isy1p. The transcript has a single exon. NCBI's taxonomy places the organism in Eukaryota, Fungi, Ascomycota, Pichiomycetes, Serinales, Debaryomycetaceae. The record is from RefSeq and is a predicted model, not a curated record. Gene Ontology annotation, biological process: generation of catalytic spliceosome for second transesterification step; mRNA 3'-splice site recognition. Bases 1 to 900 code for a protein of 299 amino acids. Gene Ontology annotation, cellular component: post-mRNA release spliceosomal complex; catalytic step 2 spliceosome; post-spliceosomal complex.